Messenger RNA from Grammomys surdaster, 3683 nucleotides. RefSeq names its product vinculin (gene Vcl). NCBI's taxonomy places the organism in Eukaryota, Metazoa, Chordata, Mammalia, Rodentia, Muridae. Gene Ontology annotation, molecular function: structural molecule activity; actin filament binding. Gene Ontology annotation, cellular component: actin cytoskeleton. Gene Ontology annotation, biological process: cell adhesion. The transcript has 22 exons. Bases 63 to 3467 code for a protein of 1134 amino acids. The record is from RefSeq and is a predicted model, not a curated record.
UCCCGGCCCCUCGGAUCCCAGUUUUCUGUUGCCCGCGGUUCGCCGCCCCGCUAGCCGCCGCGAUGCCGGUGUUUCACACGCGCACGAUCGAGAGCAUCCUGGAGCCGGUGGCGCAGCAGAUCUCGCACCUGGUGAUUAUGCACGAGGAGGGCGAGGUGGACGGCAAAGCCAUUCCUGACCUCACCGCGCCCGUGGCCGCCGUGCAGGCGGCCGUCAGCAACCUCGUCCGGGUUGGAAAAGAGACUGUUCAGACUACUGAGGAUCAGAUUUUGAAGAGAGAUAUGCCACCAGCAUUUAUCAAGGUUGAAAAUGCUUGCACCAAGCUUGUUCAGGCAGCCCAGAUGCUUCAGUCAGACCCAUACUCAGUUCCUGCACGGGAUUACCUCAUUGACGGCUCUAGGGGAAUCCUGUCUGGCACGUCUGACCUACUGCUUACCUUUGAUGAGGCUGAGGUUCGUAAAAUUAUUAGAGUUUGCAAAGGAAUUUUGGAAUAUCUUACAGUGGCAGAGGUAGUGGAGACUAUGGAAGACUUGGUCACUUACACAAAGAAUCUUGGGCCAGGAAUGACUAAGAUGGCCAAAAUGAUUGAUGAAAGACAGCAGGAGUUGACUCACCAGGAACACCGAGUGAUGCUGGUAAACUCAAUGAACACUGUCAAAGAGCUGCUUCCUGUUCUCAUUUCAGCUAUGAAGAUUUUUGUUACAACCAAAAACUCAAAAAACCAAGGAAUAGAAGAAGCUUUGAAAAAUCGAAAUUUUACUGUAGAAAAGAUGAGUGCUGAAAUUAACGAGAUCAUUCGUGUAUUACAACUCACAUCCUGGGAUGAAGAUGCCUGGGCCAGCAAGGACACUGAAGCCAUGAAGAGAGCGCUGGCGUCCAUAGACUCCAAACUGAACCAGGCCAAAGGUUGGCUCCGUGACCCCAAUGCCUCCCCAGGGGACGCUGGUGAGCAGGCCAUCAGGCAGAUCUUAGAUGAAGCUGGAAAAGUUGGUGAACUUUGUGCAGGCAAGGAACGAAGGGAGAUCCUAGGAACCUGCAAAAUGCUAGGGCAGAUGACUGACCAAGUUGCUGACCUCCGAGCCAGAGGACAAGGAGCCUCACCAGUGGCUAUGCAGAAGGCCCAGCAAGUGUCUCAGGGGCUUGAUGUGCUUACUGCGAAAGUGGAAAAUGCAGCUCGGAAGCUGGAAGCCAUGACGAACUCAAAGCAGAGUAUUGCAAAGAAGAUUGAUGCUGCCCAGAAUUGGCUGGCAGAUCCAAAUGGUGGACCUGAAGGAGAAGAACAGAUUCGAGGGGCUUUGGCUGAAGCUCGGAAGAUUGCAGAAUUAUGUGAUGAUCCCAAGGAGAGGGAUGACAUCCUCCGCUCCCUUGGAGAGAUAGCUGCUCUGACCUCUAAAUUAGGAGACUUGCGAAGACAGGGGAAAGGAGACUCCCCAGAGGCUCGAGCCUUGGCUAAACAAGUGGCAACGGCACUACAGAACCUGCAGACCAAAACCAACAGGGCUGUGGCUAACAGCAGACCUGCCAAGGCAGCUGUCCAUCUCGAGGGCAAGAUUGAACAGGCGCAGCGAUGGAUUGACAAUCCUACAGUAGAUGACCGUGGAGUUGGUCAGGCUGCCAUCCGUGGACUUGUGGCUGAAGGGCAUCGGCUGGCCAAUGUCAUGAUGGGACCUUAUCGCCAAGAUCUUCUUGCCAAGUGUGACCGAGUAGACCAGCUAACAGCUCAGCUGGCUGACCUGGCUGCCCGAGGGGAGGGGGAGAGUCCUCAGGCAAGAGCACUUGCAUCUCAGCUUCAGGACUCCUUAAAGGAUCUUAAAGCCCAGAUGCAGGAAGCUAUGACUCAAGAGGUGUCUGAUGUGUUCAGUGAUACUACAACUCCCAUCAAGCUGUUGGCAGUGGCGGCCACUGCUCCUCCUGAUGCGCCCAAUAGGGAAGAGGUAUUUGACGAGAGGGCAGCCAACUUUGAGAACCAUUCAGGAAGGCUUGGAGCCACAGCGGAGAAGGCAGCUGCUGUUGGUACUGCCAAUAAAUCCACAGUGGAAGGCAUUCAGGCAUCUGUGAAGACAGCCCGAGAACUCACUCCCCAGGUCAUCUCAGCUGCUCGAAUCUUACUGAGGAACCCUGGUAAUCAAGCUGCUUAUGAACAUUUUGAGACCAUGAAGAACCAGUGGAUUGAUAAUGUUGAAAAAAUGACAGGGCUGGUGGACGAGGCUAUUGAUACCAAAUCUCUGUUGGAUGCUUCUGAAGAAGCAAUUAAAAAAGACCUGGACAAGUGUAAGGUAGCCAUGGCCAAUAUUCAGCCUCAGAUGCUGGUCGCUGGAGCAACCAGUAUUGCCCGCCGGGCCAACCGGAUUCUGCUGGUUGCUAAGAGGGAGGUAGAGAACUCUGAGGACCCAAAGUUCCGAGAGGCUGUGAAAGCUGCCUCUGAUGAACUGAGCAAAACAAUCUCCCCCAUGGUGAUGGAUGCCAAGGCUGUGGCUGGAAACAUCUCUGACCCUGGCCUGCAAAAGAGCUUCCUGGACUCAGGAUAUCGGAUCCUGGGAGCUGUGGCCAAGGUCAGAGAAGCCUUCCAACCUCAGGAGCCUGACUUCCCGCCUCCUCCACCAGACCUUGAACAGCUACGACUAACUGAUGAGCUGGCUCCUCCUAAACCACCUCUGCCUGAGGGUGAAGUCCCUCCACCCAGGCCCCCACCACCAGAAGAGAAGGAUGAAGAGUUCCCUGAGCAGAAAGCUGGGGAGGUGAUUAACCAGCCAAUGAUGAUGGCCGCCAGGCAGCUCCACGAUGAAGCUCGGAAAUGGUCUAGCAAGCCGGGUAUCCCAGCCGCUCAGGUGGGUAUAGGAGUUGUAGCUGAGGCAGAUGCGGCUGAUGCUGUUGGGUUCCCUUUCCCCUCUGACAUGGAAGACGAUUACGAACCUGAGCUGCUGUUAAUGCCAUCUAAUCAGCCGGUCAACCAGCCCAUUCUGGCCGCGGCUCAGUCCUUGCACCGGGAAGCUACCAAGUGGUCUAGUAAGGGCAAUGACAUCAUUGCAGCAGCCAAGCGCAUGGCUCUGCUGAUGGCGGAGAUGUCUCGGCUGGUAAGAGGGGGCAGUGGUACCAAGCGGGCACUUAUUCAAUGUGCCAAGGAUAUUGCCAAGGCCUCUGAUGAGGUGACAAGGUUGGCCAAGGAGGUUGCCAAGCAGUGCACAGAUAAGCGGAUUAGAACCAAUCUCUUACAGGUCUGUGAGCGAAUCCCAACUAUAAGCACCCAGCUCAAAAUACUGUCCACAGUGAAGGCUACUAUGCUGGGCCGGACCAACAUCAGUGAUGAGGAGUCUGAGCAGGCCACAGAGAUGCUGGUUCAUAAUGCCCAGAACCUCAUGCAGUCUGUAAAGGAGACUGUUCGAGAGGCAGAAGCUGCUUCAAUCAAAAUUCGAACAGAUGCUGGAUUUACCUUGCGCUGGGUCAGAAAGACUCCCUGGUACCAGUAGGCGCCUUGUCAAACCUGGCUGGUACAUAAACCUCUGCUAAAGAGAAGAUAUCCAUCUUGAGUUCCAGAAGCCAUUGAGAGUUGCCAGGAGUGGAAAAAUCAACCCCUGGUUUCACACAGCAGAAGGAAUGGGGCCUCUUCACAUAGAAAACAUUUAUACUCUUGUCAUUGACACUUUGAAAUGUGUCUCUCUAUAAACCCUGUACUUUCACAGUUA